UUUGUUCUCUCUUAUCUCUCUCCUCUCUCCUCUCUCCUCUCUAAAAAUACCGACAUCAAUUUAGUGAUGCUAGUGCUGCCGCUUGUGCGCAGAUACAUCUAACAUCUCUAUAACCAGUCCAUUUGUCGGUGUGAACAAACCAACAGAGUCGGCCACUGAACACGUUUUUGUUAUUUCACCUAAAAUUAAAGAAUCAAAAUCCAAAAGCACGAGUAUUAUUUUUUGUGUUUUUUUGGUUACAAAAAGUAUAUAAAUUAAUUUCCCCACCUUAGAACAGAGAGAGACGGAGACAGACAGAGACAGAGAGACUGUGUAUUUGACGGCUGGCCAAACCAAAUCUCAGGUAUCAAUCUGCUUAUAUAGCGAUCGUUUGACAAUAACCUCAAAAGGGUCGUCACAAUUCGCCGGCAAAUCAUCUGGGUCGGUCUUCGUUUGUCAGAUUUCCAGCGAGAUUGAAUUGGGUUCAUGUGCUUAUCAAAGGUGGCGAACCCAGGAGACACCGGCGAGUUUGUCAGAUUUCCGGCCAGUGAAACCACUGAUGAAGGAGGACCUUAUUACCACCAAGCUCAGCCACAACAAGAAGAAGAAGAACAACAACAAACAACGAUGUUUUCAGGGUACAGUAGGCCGAGGGAGGAGUCGGCGGUGGUGACGGCGUUGACACAUGUCGUCUCCGGUAGGAGGCCCGGCGAGAGGGGUUAUAGGCCUGAGCUGAGAGGGGCUGCGACGACGUCGUUUGUGGGUAGUUCUGGGAUUUAUUCGCCGUCGAAUUCGGCUUCUCCGGGGUACUCUUCUUCGAGCUCAGGUUCGUGGGUAGGACAGAAGAGAGGACGAGAAGAAGUUAGUGUAACCCAAAAUCAAUAUUCAGAACAGCUUCAUAGGGUUUAUAGAGGGUUUAGUGAUCUCAGAGCUUCACCUCAUGGAGAUUCAUCUUCUAUUACAACUGCAGCAGAGGAACCUACAACAAACAUUGUGACAACCACCAGCACCACUAUCCCAAGCACCACCAUCACCACCACUACCCAAACUCCACCAACAGCAGUGACAGCAUCAAAUGAAGAAACAAGAGAGAGAAGAAUAAGAUACAGAGGAGUGAGACAGAGGCCAUGGGGAAAAUGGGCAGCAGAGAUAAGAGACCCCCACAAAGCAGCAAGGGUAUGGUUAGGUACAUUUGACACAGCUGAGGCAGCAGCAAGAGCAUAUGAUGAAGCUGCCCUAAGAUUCAGAGGAAACAGAGCCAAACUCAACUUCCCUGAAAAUGUCCGAUUACUCCCUCCUCUCCAACUCUCUCAAACUACCCAAAUCCCCAUUUCCAAUUCUCCAACUACCCAUCAUUUUCCAGCAACCCAAUCUCAGCCUCCUCCUGUGUUCUUUCAACCCCAGCAAUUUCAGACCUCUGACACCGCUAGGGACUACUGGGAAUACUCUCAGUUGCUUCGAAGCACUGGUGAUUUUCAACCCACAAGCUCUUUAGAGCAAAUGUUCUAUGCUUCUCCUUCUUCUGCUUCUUCAUUAGCUGGUUUGAAUUCACAAUCAUUGGCCUCUUCUUCUUCACCUUCAUUUGCUGCUGAUUCUUCAGUCACUUCAUCGAAUUCCUCAUAUCCUCCUUUUUUUUCUGAUCAACAAAUGGGUUAUUUCCUACCACCGGGAAAUCGAAAUCAGGGUGGUGGUGGUGGUGGCAGCAGCGGGGGGCCAGUUUUUGAACCACCGUCGUGGCCUGGUGGUUCCGGCCAGUACCCUCCCUCUUCUAGUUGAUUUUUUUCAAUUUAGAUUUUUUUUUUUUUACUCACAGGAAAAGAUAUUCGUUAUAUUCUUUUUCUUGUUCGUGGUUUAUACUUUUUCGUGUACUGCACACGUUGUUUUGGAUCCAUUAUUGUUAAUUGAGUGCUCUCGUUUGAAAAUGAA
This is a messenger RNA of Camellia sinensis, 1905 nucleotides long. RefSeq lists its product as uncharacterized. Gene Ontology annotation, molecular function: DNA binding; DNA-binding transcription factor activity. Gene Ontology annotation, biological process: ethylene-activated signaling pathway; regulation of DNA-templated transcription. Lineage: Eukaryota; Viridiplantae; Streptophyta; Magnoliopsida; Ericales; Theaceae. The record is from RefSeq and is a predicted model, not a curated record.